Hypomesus transpacificus is the source of this 2124-nucleotide messenger RNA. It is a transcript of the gene map7d1a, whose product is annotated as MAP7 domain containing 1a. Gene Ontology annotation, biological process: microtubule cytoskeleton organization. The transcript is spliced from 11 exons. Lineage: Eukaryota; Metazoa; Chordata; Actinopteri; Osmeriformes; Osmeridae. The coding region runs from base 383 to 1834 and encodes 483 amino acids. The record is from RefSeq and is a predicted model, not a curated record. Gene Ontology annotation, cellular component: microtubule cytoskeleton.
GCCAGCCUGGGACCUUCGGCACAAUGAGCAUACCGUGAUCAGCUGUUUUGUCUGUGUGACUAACUUCCCGUACCUCGGUCCCUGGUUCGCUUUCUCACUCUGCCUCUAACGCUGCGGCCCCGGUCUAGUGGGAACUCUUGCCGGUGCUGUAGCCGCGAGAGUUUCCCCACAACAGAUUUGCCUAUUCACCGCGUGAUUUACUCAUUUAUUUUAUAAAGUACCGACGGGGUAGCGGCUCGGCGGAGUUGCCAGCGUUUUCCACUUGGAAACAGGGAGCGCGCUACGGAGCACCGGGAGUGACUCAACCAAGUUUUUUUCCUCCGUACCGCCUGAGGAAUGAAAAGACAGUGUGAAAGGGAGACCAGAAAAAGCGCUUGAUUGAAUGAGCAAAAUGGAAAGCAAAGAUACCAAUGUGGAGGGACAUGCGCUGCCAGGAGCAACAUCUCCGCCUCCUCCUCUGGACACGCCUCCCGCCAUGCAGGCCCCCCAGGAGGUCAGCCCCCCCUUGGGCCCCGCCCCCGGCAAGAGGACCGACUCCCCCCUCAAGAACGACACGGACGGGACAGCGAGGACCCCCACCAAAGCUGACCUCACCCCCAAGUCUCCUGCAUCCCCCGGCCCCCUGCACAGGAAGGAUGCCGUCAGAUCAGAGGACAGACAGAAGCUUGCCAAGGAGCGGAGGGAGGAGAAGGCCAGAUAUCUGGACGAAUGCGGCCUGCAGCAAGCUGCUAAGAAGAGCCAGUGGCUGGAGAAGGAGGAGCGGGCCCGGCAGCUGAGGGAGCAGCAGAUCCAGGAGCGCCGCCGGCGGUUGGAGGAGCAGCGGCUGAAGACAGAGCGACGCAGAGCUGCCCUGGAGGAGAGGCAGAGGCAGAAGCUGGAGAAGAACAAGGAGCGCUAUGCUGCAGCCCUCCAGAGGUCCAGUAAGAAGACCUGGGCAGAGAUUCGCCAGCAGAGGUGCUCCUGGGCGGGAGGGCUGCACAGCCCCAGCCAGAGAGAGAGCAGGUGCUCCGUGUCGGCGUUCAACCUUACCAAACACGUGGACUCAGUCCUUAACAAGCGCCUCUCCAAGUCCUCCGCCACCCUCUGGAACUCUCCCAGCAGAACCCGUAGCAUCCAGCUUAGCCCGUGGGAGAGCAGCAUAGUGGACCGCCUGAUGACCCCCACCCUCUCCUUCCUGGCCCGCAGCCGCAGCGCCGCCAGCGUGCUGGGACCCGGCCGCGACGGACAGUCUCCUCUGUGCCCACGCUCGUCCUCCGCCAGCCCCCUGACCCUGUGUGCUCACCGGCCUCACCACCGCUGCUCCGAGCGCUGGCACGUCACGUCCAGCACGCCAGACAUCACUCAGCGCAGACGCGACUCAGCGCCCAUGGACAGAAAGAAGAAAGAGAAGAAAGAUAAGGAGAGAGAGAACGAGAAGGAGAAGAUUGCCCUGGCCAAGGAGAAAGGGCUGAAGAAGAGACAGUCCUUACCCAGCAUGAGACACAGGGCAGACCCCAGCCCCAGUCCCUUAUCCAGGCAGCAUGUGGGGUCCCCCCCCACCCCCCGCGGGCGACACUCCUCCCCCGGCCCCCAGCCCUCCCCGGCUCGGCCCAACCCCUCCACCCCCUCCACCCCCAAAGCCCGGCCCAAGAGAGCCAGAACCCCCGCCAGGCUUACCCCCCGCACCUCCUCCCCCGCCCCCCUGGAGAGAGCCAAGGGACCCCCCCGCACCUCCUCCCCAGGCCCCCUGGAGAGAGCCAAGGGACCCCCCCGCACCUCCUCCCCAGGCCCCCUGGAGAGAGCCAAGGACAGCCCUCGCAGACCGGCCACCCCAGAGGACCGCAGAGGUGAGUAGGGAGACCGGACGGAGACUGUCGGGUGUUCAGCUGGUAGAUUUAGACCUGGGCUUCUCAAACGUCUUCACUCGGACAAUGUGUGUGUGAGUGAGUGUGUGUGUGUAUGUACCGUCUGACAGCCUCUGUUGUCAUGGUUUCAUAACCAUUUAAAGAUUCUGACCACAAACUGUUAUGGUUACACAUAAAGUUGUGGUUGGUUAUAAUAUCGCCUUCCUACCUCACCAUGGAAACGGCAGGAUAUUUAUACUCUGAUGUGUGUGUGUGGCAUGUGUGGUGUGUGGUGUGUGUG